CUUGAAAAGGGUGGGGAGAAAAGCCUAGAAAGUGUUUUCGGUUUCAUGGAGGUGGUACUUUUUGUGAUGUUUUAGUACAAAAGUACAUAGUUUAAACUAAAAUAAAUAUUUAGAGAAGUAGAUUAUUUUAAUCUAAACAUUCAAAAUUGCAAACAACAUAAUGGUUAAUCGAGUGCAGAAGAAGUUUGCUCGUGGAGACAAAGUGUUUGCAAAAGUUCGAGGUCACCCGCCAUGGCCAGCUAAAAUUGAAGAAAUCUCUGAGGAUAACAAUAAACAUCCUAAAUUUCAUGUCUAUUUUUAUGGAACUCAAGAGACCGCCAGUUGUAAACUUGAGGAAAUUUUCGAAUAUGCGGAAAAUAAAGAAAAAUUCAGUUCUAAGGCAGCAAAACGAAAAUAUUUCCGUGAAGGUUUGGAACAGUUAGAGGCGGAUCUUAAAAAUGAUACACCUUCCGUUGCACCUCAAGCCAAAGAGAAAAAAGCUGUUGUUGCAGUUGAAGAACCAAAAAAGGUAAAUUCUCAACCUGAUCCUGUUAACACUGAUAGUGAUAUGGAAAUUGGAAAUUUGGUCAUUGAUGAAGGCGAGAAGAAAAAACCAUUGAAGAGAAAGUCAAUGGCUACAAUUAAUACACCAGAUGCUCCAGAAGCAAAAAAGAAACGAGGACGCCCAAAAGAGAACACACCAAAGCAGGAUACAUCCAUUGAAGUUCCAGUGGAGGAAGUUCACGAAAAGGAAGUCGUCAGCCGAAGUGGACGAAAAAUUAAGCCGAAACGUUUCGCCGAUUCCGAUGGAGUCGAAACUGAGAAAAAUGAACAUCAUCCAGGACGUGGAAGGCCAAGAAAAAUUGAAGAGUCGAUAGACAGUCAAAAUUCUACACCUGCCGCUGUCACCAAAAAGCGACUUACAGCGGAAAGAAAAAGUAAUGCCGGUGAGUUACCAAGUGAUGCAAUAAUCACAUCAUCAGCACAAGACAAGGGUCGUUUACUUCAUGCGCGUACAUUUUCUGGUGAGAAUGUUGGAAUAAAACUCGAUUUAAAUCGACCAAUGUCAUUUGCAAAUGAUAAAGCUCAAGAACAAUGGGAGACGACGAGCGCACGAAAAGCAAUGAAAUUGAAAGCACAAUUGGAGAGUGGAGAAAUUUUUCCCGAACAAGUUAAAGAUCGUUUGGAUUUUAAUGUUCAACUUGAUGGAAAGCAACGUCCUCUUGCUAAAGUUGAAAAUAAUCAACAAAGUUCCAAACUAAAAUGGUUGCGCAUUGAAUCUCAACUUUUAGAAUUAGAUGCGCAAAUCAAAUCAAAUUUGGGACUUGAUAAAGCCAAUGCCGAACAAUGUUUACAAGCAAUGAAUGUCAUGUUAAAUCUUUCAAUUGAUCCACUGAUGCUGAAGAAACAUCCGCAAAUCGUCGAAACUAUUAAAAGGCUAAGGAGAUAUAUUGGCAAUUUAUCAGAUUGGAAACUGAAUGAAGAUGAAACGUUAAUUUUUAAGCAAAAGGCCGAACAGAUCAGACAAAAAGCCGAGCACAUAUACAAUAAAUUUAAGGCAAUGUUCACGAUCCCCGAGGGUCAAACAUUUUGGCAAUCAUUUUCUGAUCAAGUGGAUCAUUUUAAAGAAUUGACAAAGGAUAUGUCCGAGGAAAAAAUGUUUUCCCUCAUAGCAGAUCCUGCGACUACAAACAAAACGACAGCCGUGUCAAAGAUUGAAGACGACAGUAUUGUUGCGGAAGCUGAAACAAAGGAGAAUGAGAAUGACAAUGACGAGAAGGAUACAACGUCUAUUGGUUCAGAAAGCAAGUAACAUUAGGUAAACUUUUUGUCACUGGUUAUACCUCAAAUUUUGAAUUAUCUCAAUAAAAAACACAAGUACUUGUAAAAGUGACAAGAGUCUAGGAUUUAAAGUUUUCAUUUUUUUAAAAAAAAAGGCAAACAAGGCACACAGUGCGUGUAUAAUAAUACUUCUAGUAUUGUCCAUUUCAACUCCUAAGAAUUUAAUUAUAUUAUAUAAAAAAAAAUAUAUAUAUAUAUAUUCUUUGACAUAAAUUAUUAUACAUUUCAAAGAUUCGAAUUGAGUCGACAGAGAAAGAGAGAAAAAGAAAGAAAGAGAAAAGAGAGUGAGAGGAAAAAAGUACUUUGAUAAUUAAGAAUCCAGUGAUCGAUGAUUAAAAGAAAUUAUUUUCAUUUAUUACUAUUACGUAAUUUUUUUUUUAUAUCGUUCAUUAUGAUAAACAAGUUUUUAGUUCGAUUACAUUCAACAAUAAUGUACAUAUCUUUUGUUUUAAAAGAAUUAAGAUUUUUUUUCUUGUAAAAAGAUAAUGUAAUUUGAUCACAGAAAAGUACACUUCAAAUAUUGUGCUUCAAUGGCUUUUUGUCAUCAAAGAUCCAAAACAUUUUUUUUUUUUAUCUUUUCAAAGAAUUUUGUUUAUUUUAUCUCGAAAAUGGAACUGGUAAUUUUUUUUUUGUUUCUUUCGAAUACAAUUAUAAAUGAUUAGAAAGGUAUUUUAUAUUUUUUUUCCUUUGUAAAUGUUAUAAGUUCCAUUUUUUUUUUUUUUAAUAAAGUAACAAUAAAAAUGACAACUUGUCUUUGAAAUGCUUUGAAAGUGUUUGCCAAAAGAAAGAAAUUUCAAAAUUCUGAACGAAUAAUUUAAUUAUUAAUGUAAAAAUGAGUGUAUUGCUUCAGAAAGUAUAAUUACAUAUUUCAAUGCUAUUGUAUUUUAUUUUUUCUUUGUCAUUACUUCAGUUGGAUCUUCAUUGUGAGAUGUAUGUUUAGAGAAAAGAAAGAAGAAAUAUUUUUACCUUUAAUUAUAGUAGUAAAUGUUGUAAUGUGUUUUAAUUUAAUUCAUAUUUUUCAACAUUUUUUUUUUUUUUAUUAAGAAUCAAGGUUUAUAUUCCAAUAAUACAUUAUGCACGCGACGAGUAAUUGUAAUACAAAUAUUUUGAAUAAAAAAAAAAAUUAAGAUACAAAAGUA
Molecule: messenger RNA, 2960 nt
Organism: Leptopilina heterotoma
Lineage: Eukaryota; Metazoa; Arthropoda; Insecta; Hymenoptera; Figitidae
Gene: Jasper
Product: PC4 and SFRS1-interacting protein
Exons: 12
Coding region: 161-1792 (543 amino acids)
Biological process (GO): regulation of transcription by RNA polymerase II
Cellular component (GO): nucleus
Molecular function (GO): transcription coregulator activity; double-stranded DNA binding
Source: RefSeq, a predicted model, not a curated record